UAGAGUCGAAAGUCUUACGUUGAAUCGCGCUUGUCUGGAAAAUGGAGCUGUAAUGAGAUGAGAUAAAAACAAAGAAAGAGAAAGAAAGCAAACAUUCUCUGCUUUUUCCUCUUCUUCUCCUCACGCAUAUGGCUUCUAUCCUCUCUUUCUUCAUCUUUUUCGUUCUUACAUGUUUCUCAUCCGCCAAUGCUGAAUCUAAUUCCACCUUCACCCCCAUCAAUCGCGAUCUCUACCAUUCCAGUAUCGAUUUGUUAGAGCAGAUAAAGGCAUUGGUUCAUCGUCACCCAGACAAACUCACUUUGGAGACGAUUAAAACUGGAAACAAAGGUUACCAGGCAGAGAUCACAGUGGCUACUUAUUGUAGGAGUAGGAGAGGAAGUGAUGACAGGUCUAAGUUUCGGAUCCUUCUUAGUUUUGGACAGCAUGGUAGGGAGCUCAUUACAUCAGAACUUGCAUUGCGGAUAUUGUCAAUCUUAAGUGAAGAACAGUUUUUACCCAAUACAAAUCCAACUUCCUUAAAAAGUGCUCUAGACAAGCUUAUCAUAAAGGUGGUGCCUCUCGAAAAUUUGAAUGGCCGCAAAUUCGUUGAAGGAGGAGAUCUUUGUGAGAGGAGAAAUGGAAGAGGAGUUGAUCUCAACCGGAACUGGAGUGUUGAUUGGGGCAAAAAGGAGAAGGAUUAUGAUCCAUAUGAAGAGAAUCCGGGCUCUGCUCCCUUCAGUGAGCCUGAAACCCAAAUAAUGCGGAAACUUGCCCUAUCAUUUGAUCCUCACAUAUGGGUUAACGUGCACUCUGGAAUGGAGGCUUUGUUUAUGCCAUAUGACCACAGAAACACAACCCCUGAUGGGUCACCUACAGAGCGGAUGAAAUCAUUGCUUAAUGAACUAAAUCAAGUUCAUUGUCACAACCGUUGCAUGAUUGGUUCAGGAGGAGGCUCUGUUGGGUAUCUUGCACAUGGGACAGCAACAGAUUACAUGUACGAUAUUGUAAAAGUGCCUCUGGCUUUCACCUUUGAGAUAUAUGGGGAUCCAACAGCUUCAUCAAAAGACUGCUUUAAAAUGUUCAAUCCUGUCGACCUCACUACCUUCAAUAGAGUUCUGAAUGAUUGGUCUGCUGCCUUUUUCAAAAUAUUUAAAUUGGGACCACUCCAACUAGAUGAGAUUGGAUCAAAGGGCUCCACAUCCAAUUUGGACAAGUGGGUAUCAAUAGAUGAAUAUCUUGAUGGGUACUUAAUGGAGAGGAGAAAUAGAUAUGGGAAGAAGAUGGAGGUGCUAGAUCUUGGGAUGCAGGAGAUAAGAACAUAUUUUAGGCUCUUCUUGCUAUCCUCUGUUCUGUUGUUGUUCAUGUUCUGUUCUAGAAUUGCAAAGAGCAAGUCUAGUAGACCGUAGACCUAUUGAUUCGGCCACGGCCACGGCCACAGUAUAAUUUGCACGUAUACGCGUGGGUUUUUGAUUGAUAGAGACAUAGAUGUAUUACAUUCUUUAGAGAAGAGAUUUUGAUUUGUGUAAUUAAACUUCAUAUAGGAUCUUUUGUUUUUUUUUUUUCACAAUGGGGCGAAGGGAUUAUUUAGUGAGCAUGUGCUUUCUCUUUCAACUUCCAGUAUAUGAAUGUCACUUCCUGGAAUAAC
Messenger RNA from Manihot esculenta (cassava), 1624 nucleotides. RefSeq names its product metallocarboxypeptidase A-like protein MCYG_01475. The coding region runs from base 129 to 1385 and encodes 418 amino acids. Lineage: Eukaryota; Viridiplantae; Streptophyta; Magnoliopsida; Malpighiales; Euphorbiaceae. The transcript is spliced from 11 exons. Gene Ontology annotation, biological process: proteolysis. The record is from RefSeq and is a predicted model, not a curated record. Gene Ontology annotation, molecular function: metallocarboxypeptidase activity; zinc ion binding.